AUGUCCAAUCUUAUCCAAAUUGUGGCCACGGUCUGCCUCGUCUGGUCCGUGGUCAUCGUCUUUGUCCAAACCGUCGGCAUCAGCGCCAUAUUCAGUCGCUUCUCCCGCCGAGCUCGCCCGUCCGUAUCUUCCGGCCUUGGCGCCGAUGCGCCGAGCGUCACCAUUAUCCGGCCGGUCAAGGGCCUCGAGCCCUGUCUAUACGAAUGCAUCGCUUCCACCUUUCGCCAGAACUACCCCCGAGAUAAAAUCUCGAUUCGGCUCUGCGUCGAGGACACCAGCGAUCCAUCAUACCCGGUCCUCCAGCAGCUCAUCCGCGACUUUCCCUCCCACGAUGCCCAAAUCCUAGUCGAGAACGAGGACCCGGCCCUGCACGGCCCCGAUGGCCGGGUCAACACGCUGGGACCGAACCCCAAAAUACGAAACAUCAGCAGGGCCUAUCGUGAGGCCCCGGGAGACGUCAUAUGGAUCAUCGACUGCAACGUCUGGGUCGCAAAGGGCGUCUUGGGGCGCAUGGUGGACAAGCUCAUGGGCUAUUCUCACGCCGGUGAAUCGGCUCAGCCUUACAAAUUCGUCCAUCAGCUGCCCAUUGUCGUCGACGUCGUCGAUUACCACCAAGACGCCUCUGCCGAAAGCCAAAACUUCCUCGGAGCUGCCGCCGGCACAUCCACUCCCGCCAACGAAACACUAUCGCAGCGAAUAUCCAACAACGGCGGCGGCCGCCUCGACGAAAUGUUCAUGGCCACCACGCACGUCAAGUUCUACGGCGCCAUCAACAUCGUCGGCGUCGCCCCGUGUAUCGUCGGCAAGAGCAACAUGUUCCGCAAGGCUCACCUGGACCAAGUCACCGAUCCCGCCCGCAACCCGAUUCUCCCAAAGGAUUUCGAGCGCCCACGCGGCGUCGACUACUUCUCCCACAACAUCUGCGAGGACCACCUGAUCGGCGACCUUCUCUGGCGCUCCAACAUCCCGGGCUAUGCAAACCACGGCAUCGCCUGGAGUGACCUGGCUGUGCAGCCAAUGGCCGGCAUGUCCGUGUCUGCAUACGCCGCCAGGCGAGUCCGCUGGCUGAGGGCUCGAAAAUUCACCGUGCUGGCCGCCACCUUGGUCGAGCCCGGCGUCGAGUCACUCCUAUGCUGCGCUUAUUUUGCUUUUGCCGUUACCACCUUGGCCUGGUUCAAAGACACUAUUCCACAGACGUGGUCAGCCAUGGCCUCGAUUUGGCUCAUCUCCAUCGCCGCCUGGAUGACCGUGGACUGGUUCACCUUCAGACUCUUACACACGGGCCGCACCAUUGAAACCGACGAAAACACCCCCCAGUUCGCGUUUGGCUCAUCCAGCCCGCGAGGCCUUCCGAGACGCCGUUUCCUAGAAUGGCUCCCCGCAUGGAUUGCAAGAGAAUUCAUGGCUCUACCAAUCUGGACCUUGGCAGUGCUUCUCGGCACGACUGUCAACUGGCGAGGAAAGGUGUUUCACGUCCGGCUGGACACGAGUGUCGAAGAAUUGCCCAGCGGAACGCCUAGAAGAACAACGCAAACGCCAGAGCUGGAGAAGGCUAGACAACGAAGUAAAGAUAGACUGGAUUGA
This is a messenger RNA of Trichoderma atroviride IMI 206040, 1584 nucleotides long. RefSeq lists its product as uncharacterized. Lineage: Eukaryota; Fungi; Ascomycota; Sordariomycetes; Hypocreales; Hypocreaceae. Gene Ontology annotation, molecular function: ceramide glucosyltransferase activity. The record is from RefSeq and is a predicted model, not a curated record. Gene Ontology annotation, cellular component: membrane. Gene Ontology annotation, biological process: glucosylceramide biosynthetic process.